This is a messenger RNA of Stegastes partitus (bicolor damselfish), 1832 nucleotides long. RefSeq names its product glucose-6-phosphatase catalytic subunit 3 (gene g6pc3). The transcript is spliced from 6 exons. Gene Ontology annotation, molecular function: glucose-6-phosphatase activity. Gene Ontology annotation, cellular component: membrane. The record is from RefSeq and is a predicted model, not a curated record. Gene Ontology annotation, biological process: glucose 6-phosphate metabolic process; gluconeogenesis. NCBI's taxonomy places the organism in Eukaryota, Metazoa, Chordata, Actinopteri, Pomacentridae. The coding region runs from base 86 to 1105 and encodes 339 amino acids.
CGCGCAUCCUGAUGUCCACAUUGAGGGUUUCAUUUUGAUUUUCACCCACACACUCUCGUACAUGUGUCGGGAGUAAAACGUAGGAAUGGAGGCGGUUUAUACUCAAGGCAUUUGGAUGGCCGAGAGUCUCCAAGAGAGGACGAGAAGCCAGGAGAGGUUUUGGCUUGUUGUGACUCACAUUGGAGACCCCAAAGCAGCCUUUCUGCUCGUCUUUCCUUUUACAUAUUUCAUCAGCAAACGAGCCGGAGUGGCGGUGCUUUGGGUCGCAGCCAUAUCGGAGUGGUUGAACCUGGUGUUUAAAUGGAUGCUGUUUGGAGAAAGACCGUUCUGGUGGAUCGGUGAGUCACGCCUGUUUGUCAACCAGCAGCCCAAAGUUCACCAGUUUUCAUCCACCUGUGAAUCCGGCCCAGGCAGUCCGUCGGGACAUGCGAUGGUGACGGCAGCAGUGUGGUGGGUGGUGGUGUCCUCACUGGGACCAUUCCUGUACUCCCGUACUCGCAGUGUGCUGUUAUCAGCUGUUCCCUACCUGCUCUAUGUGGUGAUGCUUGUUCUAGUUGGAAUUUCCAGGAUCUUCAUCCUCGCCCACUUCCCUCACCAGGUCGUCGCCGGCUCCUUCACAGGUUUCAUUCUGGGGGUUGUUCUGAGCCGCAGAGUCCCAGAAGGUCGCCCCCUGUUGUUCUUCUUUAGCCUCAGCAUCGGUCUGAUGCUCGGUGCCCUUACGCUCUACGCUGGAUUACAGCAGCUGGGAAUCGACGUCUCCUGGUCCAUUGCUUUGGCUAAGAAAUGGUGCAGCCAAGCAGAGUGGAUUCGUUUGGACACAAUGCCGUUCUCCUCUCUGACUCGAGACUGCGGGGCCCUUCUGGGUUUGGGAUUGGCUCAGUACUGGAAGCCCGGCGGAUGGUCCCUGCCUUGGGCUCCGAGGGCUCUGUCUCUGGCCUUUUCAUCCAUGGGACUGUACCACGUGAAUCGACUGCCGCUCCCGAUCCAGCCGCAAGGCCUCUUCUACGGCCUGAUCUUCGUCAAGUUCGUCAUAGUGCCUCAGAUCGUCAUGGUGCUCGUGCCCGGGCUGGUGCACCUCGUCACACACAAGAAGAAGAAGGACUAGAGAUGAAUUCCUCCACAUGCCAGACAUGUCUUUCACACUUCCAAAAACUAUGGAUUCCUUCUGAGUUUCUGUAAACACUUUAAAUGUCUCUUUCGGGGCUGCUGCUGUGGGUGAAGGCUUUACUUAGCACUCCAGUUUGAUUCUUGAUGUCUUAAAGUUUACCUUACAAGAUUUAUUUUUACAUUUUUGUUGAGUUUAUAUUUCUUUAAGUGUUGGGGUUGGAAAUUUCAAUGUACUACAUUUGUGUUAAGUGUAACAGAGUCAUAGUAAGUGUUAUUGUAAAUUCUACAGUAUUUUUUUCCGAAAUUACAAGCUUAUAACUAGAGACUCUUUGUAAGGAAAGUGCCGCUUUAAAGCUUUCUGCAUCAAACAGUAUGAUAUACUACUGGAAUAAACGAUACUUGAGGCGGGGGCUAUCUGUCAGCACAAGAACACUUUAGAAAAAGAUAUACUCUCGUGCAAUUUCAAUCAUCUGCAGGCACUUAAGGAAUGUUUCAAACCUUAGCCUUGAAAGAAAAUGCACUUCAUAAAGGUCUGAGGGCUUGAACGUUGUUAAUAAAGCGAGAAUAAGUGGUCAACAAUGUGCAAUAUUCUUGUAUCUUAAUGUACAGAAGUUUGAUAAUCAGUUGACACACUGUUAAACUGUUUUGUGGACCAAAAUCAUCCAAAAUGGAAAACUACAGUUGUGCAUUUUACACAAAUCAGUAAAAUAAACGACUGACAUGCA